Messenger RNA from Daucus carota subsp. sativus, 1437 nucleotides. Its product is annotated as SEC14 cytosolic factor. The record is from RefSeq and is a predicted model, not a curated record. The coding region runs from base 39 to 1157 and encodes 372 amino acids. The transcript has 11 exons. NCBI's taxonomy places the organism in Eukaryota, Viridiplantae, Streptophyta, Magnoliopsida, Apiales, Apiaceae.
AGGGCCUGUAAUUUCUUCCAAUCAGGCCUUAGAUAUUGAUGCUUUCCUCCUUUUUCUCACUGCCCACUAAAGUAAAGAUUGUAUUUAGUCCACCAUUGACUACAAAUCUUGAUUUUUUAUCAGCCCAUUUUCACCAAAUGGAGAUCAGCUCAGAACAUUUGAUUAAUGAGUUUCAGAAGAUGAUAGAUGACAGCCAAUUUGAUGGGCCAUUGAAGAUCACAUUUGAGGCUAUGCAUCAGGGUUAUCCAAGAGAAAAUCUAUGUAGGUUUCUUAAAGCAAGGGAUGAUAAUAUUGCAAAAGCCCACACAAUGCUUCUUGACUGCUUAAACUGGAGGAUACAAAAUGAAAUUGACGAUAUAAUGGCGAAACCAAUUGUUCCUGAACAUGUUUAUAGAGCUGUGAGGGAUUCACAACUUGUAGGAAUGUCAGGUUACUCGAAAGAGGGCCUUCCGGUUCUUGCUGUGGGAGUAGGGCUCAGCACCUAUGACAAAGCAUCUAUUCACUACUACGUCCAGUCACACAUCCAAAUGAAUGAAUAUCGAGACCGCGUUAUAUUGCCUGCUGCUACAAAGAAGUACAACCGGCAUAUUAACACAUGCGUGAAAAUACUGGAUAUGACUGGUUUAAAGCUAUCAGCCCUGAACCAAAUCAAGAUUUUGACAGUUAUAUCCACCAUAGAUGACCUGAACUAUCCAGAGAAGACAGAUACAUAUUACGUUGUUAAUGCCCCUUAUAUAUUUUCAGCAUGCUGGAAGGUUGUGAGACCUCUUCUGCAAGAAAGAACAAGGAAGAGAAUUCAGGUGCUUCAAGGUUGUGGGAGAGAUGAAUUGUUGAAGAUAAUGGAUUACGCAUCUUUGCCACAUUUCUGUAGACGAGAAGGUUCUGGAUCAUCUCGACAUUUGUGGACUGAAAAAGAUGAUAAUUGUUUCUCAUUAGAUAAUUCCUUCCAUCAACAACUGUAUAAUUUUGUCAAGAAACAAGGAGAGCCAAAAGAACGUGUUGCCCCAGUAAAACAGGGAUCCUUCCAUGUUGAUUUCCCAGAGCCAGUGCUGGGAGAUGCUAAAAUUGCUGAAACUAUUAAAUCUGAGUUUCAAAAGCUCGGGGAUCAAAAUGGGCUAUUAAACGGAUUGGGUAACCUUGAGAUAAAUGGUCACUGAUAUUUCGAAACUGAAUUAUUUUAAAAGAUGGUGGAAUACUGGCAUAUAGCUCUGGGAUCCAGUCCAAAUGCUCAGCUUCUAGCCACGAGCCUCGUAGUAAUUUAGCUAUGUAAUACCAAAAUGUCUUCUAUUUGCUCAAUGUGAAUCUGAUGCAGAAUUAUAUAUCGUAUAAUGAAAAUUGUAAGUUAUCGCCAUAUCAGAGUUUCUGGUAUUCCAUGUUGUAUGAUUAUAUUUUUUCUUGUAAGAAAAUUGUUAUGUCAUUAUAGUUAUAUGUCAUUCA